Messenger RNA from Chondrus crispus (carragheen), 486 nucleotides. RefSeq lists its product as hypothetical. The coding region runs from base 1 to 486 and encodes 161 amino acids. NCBI's taxonomy places the organism in Eukaryota, Rhodophyta, Florideophyceae, Gigartinales, Gigartinaceae. The transcript has a single exon. The record is from RefSeq and is a predicted model, not a curated record.
AUGUUUGUUCCGGGACCAGUGCGGCGAGGGGGCGACCGCCACUCAGGCGAUAUUGUCAGUUCAAAUAUCCAUGCUCUGCACACGGUAUACCUCGAAGCACGGUAUAUGUACCUCGACGAAAGAACCCGUAUUCCAAAAUGCAUGGCUAGCUCGCCAAUAUCAUGUGUCGUAAAACUAUAUUCGUGCGGUGCACGCCAGUGUUUCAAAAUUCCACACCAAACUACCCUACUCCGUUGGGGAAGAGCAGUCCUCAUUCGUGCGUGGCCGCUAGGACCACUGUCGCCUCUGACCAAAAAUCGUCGCACGAUAAACAACGCAACACACCUGCCCAACUCAAACCAAUUCUCCAUUCCAAAAGUUAAAAUCAAGUUUCAGCUCCUCUCUAUUCCUUUGCAGAUUCCAAUCGGGCUCGCUCCAAUUCCGCAAGCUUCCUCUUGUGUCUUCUCUCCAAGUUCUUCGAAAUCAAUUCAUACGACAAAAACAUGA